AGGCGGUGGCGAGGGCGAGGCGGACGGCGGCGGUGGCGAGGGCGAGGCGGACGGCGGCGGCGGAGACGGUGAGGCGGAUGGAGGAGGUGGCGACGGUGGCGGCGGCGAGGGCGAGGCGGACGGCGGCGGCGGCGAGGGCGAGGCGGACGGCGGCGGCGGAGACGGUGGCGGCGGCGAGGGCGAGGCGGACGGCGGCGGCGUUGACGGUGGCGGCCGCGAGGGCGAGGUGGACGGCGGCGGCGGCGAGGGCGAGGCGGACGGCGGCGGCGGAGACGGUGAGGCAGAUGGAGGAGGUGGCGACGGUGAGGCGGAGGGAGGCGGUGGCGAUGGCGACACGGACGGAGGCGGCGGCGAGGGCGAGGCGGACGGCGGCGGCGUUGACGGUGGCGGCGGCGAGGGCGAGGCCGACGGCGGCGGCGGCGAGGGCGAGGCGGACGGCGGCGGCGGAGACGGUGAGGCGGAUGGAGGAGGUGGCGACGGUGAGGCGGAGGGAGGCGGUGGCGACGGCGAGGCGGACGGCGGCGGCGGCGAGGGCGAGGCGGACGGCGGCGGCGGAGACGGUGGCGGCGGCGAGGGCGAGGCGGACGGCGGCGGCGGCGAGGGCGAGGCGGACGGCGGCGGCGGAGACGGUGAGGCGGAUGGAGGAGGUGGCGACGGUGAGGCGGAGGGAGGCGGUGGCGAGGGCGAGGCGGACGGCGGCGGCGGCGAGGGCGAGGCGGACGGCGGCGGCGGCGACGGCGAGGCGGAGGGAUUCGGUGGCGACGGUGAGGCGGACGGAGGCGGUGGCGAGGGCGAGGCGGACGGCGGCGGCGGAGACGGUGAGGCGGAUGGAGGAGGUGGCGACGGUGAGGCGGAGGGAGGCGGUGGCGAGGGCGAGGCGGAAGGAGGCGGCGGCGAGGGCGAGGCGGACGGCGGCGGCGUUGACGGUGGCGGCGGCGAGGGCGAGGCGGACGGCGGCGGCGGCGACGGCGAGGCGGACGGCGGCGGCGGAGAUGGUGAGGCGGACGGCGGCGGCGGAGACGGUGAGGCAGAUGGAGGAGGUGGCGACGGUGAGGCGGAGGGAGGCGGUGGCGAGGGCGAGGCGGAAGGAGGCGGCGGCGAGGGCGAGGCGGACGGCGGCGGCCUUGACGUCGGCGGCAGCGAGGGCGAGGCGGACGGCGGCGGCGGCGAGGGCGAGGCGGACGGCGCCGGCGGCGACG
Messenger RNA from Emiliania huxleyi CCMP1516, 1199 nucleotides. RefSeq lists its product as hypothetical. The transcript has a single exon. NCBI's taxonomy places the organism in Eukaryota, Haptophyta, Isochrysidales, Noelaerhabdaceae. The record is from RefSeq and is a predicted model, not a curated record. The annotation marks the transcript as partial.